UCCCUUCAGUAUAGAGACGGAUACGGUAACGAACUGUUAUUCUCGAUUAGUUUAUACCACGAUUUACACGUACGCACCGAGGUGAAGUGAUUAUUUGUGAUACAUUCCAGUGUGAUUAAAAUGGAAUCUCCAGUUGUAUUGGAUAAGCCACCUGAAUAUCAUGGGAAUACAGCGAGGAAUAACGAGCGCGGUUUCCCAUUUGAUGAGGAGGAGACGUCAGGUGCGUGGAGCGAGCUCGCGGCGCGGCACCCUGACAUAGCGGCGCGGCUGCGGCAACGGCCUGCCACCUGGGCCAGGAAGCGACGACCCUCCAGCCAGGACGCUACUGACGAUUUCGGGGACGGUUUCAGUGGAUUCGACAGAUUCCCAUUCGACGAUAUUCCACCAGAAUUCAGAGAACACUUCCCGUCCCGUUGGAACCGUAGGUUCAACUCCCGUGACGAAUCAGAACCACAGACACAAGGAUCUCCACAACCACAAUCGCCGAGCCAACAGACCACAGCUACACAGACUGAACAGAAUCCAGGACCCUCCCAACACGACCAACAACCAUUUCUACCACAGUACGGAUUAAGAAACACAGUAGAUCUCGGUCAAAAAAGUCCAGCCGAUCCGAGCUUAGUUGAUGCUGAGGAAAGGAACCAGAGGUCUAUGUCAGCGCCUCCAGACAAUCGCGCAGUUAAUCAAAAUAUCCCUAACAAAAUGAGUGACCAAAACCAUCACGAACAACAACAUCCAGCUCAUCCUGAGCAACAACAGCAAGCGUCUAAUGUGCGACAUAUUCCUAUAUUCGUGGAGGGACGCGAUGAACCAGUAAUUAACAGGUCCGUUGAUCAUGGUGAACCCAAACAAGGUUACGCUCCACCGCCGCCACAACCUCACGUAGACAGAGAACAGUAUUUCGCAGACGAGCCUGUCAGCUUUCAUGCACCUCCCAACUUUUCAAGGGCAUUUGGCACGCCGUUUAAUACUUUUAGACAAGGUCCACAACCAUUUGCACAGCAAAAGGUAUAUCCACAAACUGCAUUUGCGCGUGGUGCUUCACCCCAAAGAUCUCAGUCUCCAAAGCCUCAUUACCCUGAAGAGCAUUUUGUUAAAGUUCCAGUACGUCAUGAAUUCAGUAAGACUGCGCCUCCGUCCCAACCUAGACAGCAACAAUGGGCUCAACAACAGCCGCAGCAGCAUCCACAUCAACAACAGCCGCAGCAACACCCACAUCAACAACAACAACCCCAACAGCAGCCUCCCCAACAACAUCCACCAAAACAACAAACUCCGCCGCACCAGGAAGUUCCCACACAGCAACAACAAUCUCCCCCUCAGCCCAAACCACAACAACCAACUGCUAAUGAUCCAAUUUCUCAAAUUCUCAGUAUUCAAACAGAUGUUUUAAACCUUAUGACUGACGUGGAAAACUUCACAGGUACUAAAAAAGACAAGAAGUACAUGUAUCUAGAUGAGAUGUUAACAAGGAAUCUCAUUAAAUUAGAUAAUAUUGAAACUGAUGGUAAAGAAAAUAUAAGACAGGCGAGAAAGGAGGCAAUAAAAUGCAUUCAGAAAUGUAUAGCAGUAUUAGAAGCUAAAGCUGAAAACAAAGGUGUAAGUACACCCCAGCCUCAGGAAGUUCCUCAAUCUCAAGAUGUAGAUAUGAAGGAAAAUACUAAUAAUAUACAAAACACAAAUGAGAUUACAGAGAAUGGUGAAGUUGAGAUGAAAAAUACCAAAGAGGAGAUUAGUAAUGAGCCUCAGGCAACUCAGCCAGAGCUUCAGGAACAAGUUGCACAAGGUGCUGAAGUUAAAACUGAGGUGCCCAAACAACAGGAACAAAAAACUGAUGUCAAUAAAGAGGGUGCACAGCCAGAGGUAGCAGACACACGGCCUGCUGAAGCACCAAAUCAAAAAACUGAAACCAAACAAGACGGUGAAGAAAAGGUCACCAAAGGUGCAAAAAAUGUAAAGAAACGCGAUAAAAGUAAAGAUAAGAAGGCAAAUGUAGAUAGUAAUAAGGAACAAAUAGAAGGUAAAGCAGUAAAUAAAGUAGAAGUAAUGCAAGUGGACGAUAAAGGUGAUAAAGCAGAUACGCAGACUAUGGAAGUGGACGGUGCUGCUAGUCAAUAAAUUUAGCUUCGCGUUAGUGAAUUGUUUCAUGUAGAUACACAGUAUAAUAUCUGAUGCACGGGGCCUAAACUUAUCUGCCUUCCUUCUGUUAACUUUUUGUGCAUAAAUAACACUGGUGUUGACAUUCUACUAUACUAUAGUGUUUAUGUUUGUACAUUUAUGUUUUUAAUAUUAAAACAUUACACUUAAUGUAAAAUGAUUUGUUGUCCUUAGGAUUUGAAUGGUCUUUUUGUUAUUUAAAUCCUAAUAUUUAAUUAAUUUAUUGCUUAUCAUUACUUG
Molecule: messenger RNA, 2397 nt
Organism: Achroia grisella
Lineage: Eukaryota; Metazoa; Arthropoda; Insecta; Lepidoptera; Pyralidae
Gene: stv
Product: BAG domain-containing protein Samui-like
Exons: 3
Coding region: 121-2118 (665 amino acids)
Molecular function (GO): protein-folding chaperone binding
Source: RefSeq, a predicted model, not a curated record